Coregonus clupeaformis (lake whitefish) is the source of this 3813-nucleotide messenger RNA. RefSeq names its product rac GTPase-activating protein 1. NCBI's taxonomy places the organism in Eukaryota, Metazoa, Chordata, Actinopteri, Salmoniformes, Salmonidae. The transcript is spliced from 17 exons. The coding region runs from base 304 to 2214 and encodes 636 amino acids. Gene Ontology annotation, biological process: signal transduction. The record is from RefSeq and is a predicted model, not a curated record.
AACUGCCAUCUGCAGUGUCAGAAAACCCAGCCCGAAGAAACGCCUUCUUCCUCGGCGCCUGGUUUUUGAAACCCUUGGAAAAGUUGAACCAGACAGGUGUGGUAGCUUGUGUGGCUAGAGACAACGUAGUCCACUUAUUAUCACGAAUUACAAUAGAAGUUGCCUUUGAUAGCAGCUGGAAACAUCAGCCGUGGGACACUGUUCUAGGAAGGACCAAAGGCCAAAAUCUUUGAAGUCCCCUGCUGGGUUUCUGUCACGUGACCGGUCCCCCCAUGUCAUUUUGGCACCUUGCUUUAUCAGGACAUGGAAUCGACAGUGUUGAACCUGUACAACCAGUUCCAGAAUCUGCGUGCACACUCCGAUAUUCUCAAUGAGGGCAUCGAACCACAGUUCAUACAGAUGGCUCUGAACUUUGAGGACUGCAGGCGGAAGUGGCUGCAGCGGGAGGAGGAACUGGGAGCCUGCAAGGAGGUGCUGACCAAAACAGAGAUGGAGAGGGGGGCUCUGGAGGUCAAGCUGAAGCACGCCCGCAACCAGGUGGAUGUGGAGAUCAGACGGCGCCAGCGGGCAGAGGCAGACUACGAGAAACUGGAGCGUCAAAUCCAGCUAAUCCGGGAUAUGCUGGUGGCGGAGAGCUCCAGCAGCAGCCUCCACCUGAGUGAGGAGCAGCGCUCUGCUCUGGCCUUCCUCAACGCCCACUCCCAGGCCGCGCUGGCUGCCAAGAACAACCUCAACACCAGCCACAGGUUAACCACCAUAGAUGAAUCUGCUUCCCUGUUGUCAGACAUUAGCUAUGACAAAACUGAUGAUUCUCUGGAUUGUGACUCUUCUGUGAUGAGGACAGUGCGACUGAGAAAACUCCAGAAAAGGCGUUCCUCCAGAAUCCUUGCUGAGCCUCCCCAGCAGGUGGUGAAGAAACCCCGCUCCACUGGCCGCACUUCAGAGAGGGUGAACGAGUCCAUAGUGACCAAGACCACCAUCACAGUGCCCGUCAACGGAGGUCCGGUAGAGGCUGUGUCCACCAUCGAGACAGUGCCUGGCUUCUGGACCGGCAGCAGGAGGAGGACCGCUGCUCAGGGCUGGGACUCUACUUCUAUUGACCAAUCAGAGACAGCUAGCGAGGCUCUCAACACCCCAUGCAGUGAGGCUCCGCCCCCAACCAAAACAUCCAGAGUCAAAAUGGGGGCCCGAAAGCACGAGUUCCUUGCCAAAACAGUGAUCAGGUCAGAGUUCUGCGUGCCGUGUGGAAGGAAGACCAAGUUCGGGAAGCUCUACCUGAGGUGCCAGGACUGCAGGCUGGUGGCUCACCCAGAGUGCCGCGACCGCUGCCCCCUGCCAUGUAACCCUAUCUCUACAGACACCACCCCCAUCAGGACCAGAGAGCCAAGCACCCUUGCAGACUACGCUCCCUCCUCCUCUCCCAUGAUCCCUGCCCUGGUGGUCCACUGUGUCAAGGAGAUCGAGCACAGGGGUUUACAUGAGACGGGUCUGUACCGCGUGUCAGGCGAGGGGCGCACAGUGAAGGAGCUGAAGGAGAGAUUCCUGCGGGGGAGGACGGUGCCUUCCUUGGCCAAGGUGGAGGACAUCCACUGUGUCACAGGCCUCCUCAAGGACUUCCUGAGAAACCUCCCGGAGCCCCUCCUCACCUUCCGCCUCAACCGCGACUUCAUGGAGGCUGCAGAAAUCCAGGAAGAUGGCAGUAGCCUGGCGAUGAUCUACCAGACCAUCAGUGAGCUGCCCCAACCCAACAGAGACACUCUGGCCUAUCUGGCCAUCCACCUGCAGAGGGUGGCCCAGUGUGUACUAGACACCAAGAUGGAUAUCACCAAUCUGGCCAGAGUUUUUGGACCCACCCUGGUGGGCCAUGCCGUCCCAGACCCAGACCCCAUGACCAUCCUGCACGACACCAAUAGACAACCACGGGUGAUGGAGCGCUUGUUGGACCUUCCUUACGAGUACUGGAGACCGUUCACAGUGGAGCAGCACACCCAUCCAGACAAUGCUAACUGCUACAACACUCCAGACCACAAAGUGAGCAUGCUGGGGCCAGUGACCACUCCAGAACACCAGAUGACUAAAACGCCCUCCUCCAGCUCCCUGUCCCAGCGCAUGAAACAGACAUUCUCUAGCACCACCAUAUUUGGAAGCAAGAGCAAGGCAUCCACUAGCUCAAGUCGCCAAGGAGGCUUCUUUGCCUCCCCUCAGCUGAAGUAGUGGUCAAACCACGGUAUUAUGGGAAAAAAUAACAUUAUUUGAAACUCUUUUUUAAAAAAAAGUACCAAUAAUGCAGUUAUGUGGUCAAGGAACAACUGUUAAUUUUUACGUAGCCACUGUACAUGGGAAACCUCUGCAAUGUCACAAUGUUUUAUACCAUUUUAUAUCAAUCUUAUUUUAAUAUAUUUUCUGUGCAAUAUUUUGCUUUAAACACCGUCAUUCUUGUAAACAUAUCUACUACUGUAAUAUGGCAAACUACUGCAGUAUAUUUUAUACAAUUUUAUAUCAAACUUAUUUUAAACUAUUUUCUAACGAACUAUGCAAUAUUUGAUUUAGCUUUAAACACUAAUGCCUUGAAAUAGCUUUAUUUAACGUUAAACUAAAACCACUAUUACACAAAAAAACACUUAAUCCUUUUUAUGUUGAUAUUUUAGGCUAUGAGAUUUGAAUCUCUAUAUUUAAUGGGAUAUCUUGGUAUUUACGAUGAUUAAUCAGUAUGGUCUGAUCUGUAAAAUCAUGGAAGAAAGAGUAACUGUUAGCCAGUGUGAAGUUGCUGCUAAAUCAAACCAAGGACCUUUGAUGACCAUUCUGUGUAAUGAUCUGACAUAGGCUCAAAUACUUUUUUCAAAUCUUUAAGUACUGUUAUCAUUUACUUUAGCCUGCCUGGAGUGCCAAAUGGACAGGAUUUGCAGUUUUGCCACUAUUCUAUUAGUUCCAUUGUGCCAGGCAAACUCAAUCAAGCCUAGCUAAAGUAUUUGAACCCAGGUCUGGUAUUGACCACUAUACAUUACAGUACAUAAAGUGUUGUGUAACGCCUAAGUUGAUUAGGUGUAUAAAUGAUGCAUUGGUAGUGAUACUGUUUUAUACUGUGAUUGUAAUCACAGAGUUGGUGGUACACUAGCGUUGGAUUGGAACAGAAGGAAAAAAAAAAAAUGUACAGGCUUGUCCUGUAACCGUUAAUGUGAUCUGUAUUUUGGAAUGCAAUGAUUGUAUGUUUUUCUUUAUUGAUGGUUUUAAGUAGUUUUUUGCGGUAACAUGAUCAUGCUAAACUUACUAGAUAACACAUAAGAGGGGAUUAUGUAAAGAUGACAAAGAACAUGAGAAUGGCCCUCAGGAUGUUUCUGUAAGAAUCUGAAAAACGGUUAUAAUUGUCCUGUUAUUGAUACAAAAUUCUCACAAACAAUUGUAAAACUUGAUGUGAAGGACAUGUGAAAAGAGUUGGUCUCUAUACAAUAACAUUGAAGUGAUUUCCCUUUCAGGUGUGUCAGUCACAGAAUACACCUUUUAUUUGUCAUUACCUGAGUAGUUUCAAGUUUUGUUAUUUUUUCCGCAAGGGGGUGUAAUUGCACCAUUUGACACACCAUCAAAAUGCACUGUUUAUACUAUCUUUCCCCCUCUAAGAAAUGCAAUUGUUGAUCAUGUGAAUAUAACGUUUUUACCAACAUAUUUUUUUUUUUGGGUAUGCUCACAGAUUCUUGGUCACGAGGACAGAAUUAAAGGGAUAUUUCAAUCAAAUCAGUUUCUCCAAUGUUUUCGGAUCUAAAAAAUUGUCUGAAGUUUACUUCGUCUCAUUCUACCGGUUGUAUAGAUUCAGGCUAU